This is a messenger RNA of Trichomonas vaginalis G3, 1212 nucleotides long. RefSeq names its product protein tyrosine/serine/threonine phosphatase protein. Gene Ontology annotation, biological process: microtubule cytoskeleton organization; positive regulation of cytokinesis; regulation of exit from mitosis. Gene Ontology annotation, molecular function: phosphatase activity. The record is from RefSeq and is a predicted model, not a curated record. Lineage: Eukaryota; Parabasalia; Trichomonadida; Trichomonadidae. Bases 1 to 1212 code for a protein of 403 amino acids. The transcript has a single exon.
AUGCAAUCCGUAAAUUGUUUACCUAUAAUUCCAGACAGACUAUAUUUCACCAUUACCCGAAUAACACAGCGAUCUAAACCAACAAUGUUUAGCUAUUCGAUCGAUACUGAUGAAGAAUAUCAAUACUAUCCUUUUUUUUCAGAUUUUGGACCUUUAUCUUUACUUCAAAUUCACAAAUUCAGAUUACUAACAAAUAAGAUAUUAAACGAGCAUGCAGAAAAAGUACAAUUCUUUACAAACUUAAAUCAACAUACAAUUGCAAACGCAAGUUUAUUAUUAGCGAGCUAUUUACUUAUAGAACAACAUUUAACUCCAGAGGAAGCUCUUAAACCAUUAUCUACUAUUCUUCCAACACUAAAACCGUAUCGAGAUGCUUCAUCCUUGCCAUCCAAGUACAGUUUAACAGUAGGAUCAUGUAUAAAAGGAUUAUACCAUGCCAUGCAAAUAGGUUGGUACAAUCCAGACAACUUUGAUGCCCAAGAUUGGAAAAAAUACGAACAAGUAGAGAACGGCGACAUGAAUUGGCUUAUUCCAAACAAACUAUUAGCAUUUGCAUCACCAUACGCUACCAAUUGUAUACGAGGAGGCUGGAGAGUCGCAACUCCUCAAGAUUUAGUACCUGUUUUCGCAGAAAAGAAGAUUACAAGAGUUGUCCGUUUAUGCCAGAAGUUCUACGAUGAAGAGAUAUUCAAACGAGCCAGUUUCGAACAUACAGAAUUGUAUUUCCUUGAUGGAUCAACUCCUCCUCCAGAAAUCUUAACGCAAUGGCUAAAAAUCAUUGAAGGAUCUGAUAUAGUUGCUCUACAUUGCAAAGCUGGCCUUGGAAGAACAGGAACUUUGGCCGCAUGUUAUAUGAUUAAAGAUUUCGGAUUUACAGGACACGAAGCUAUUGGCUGGAUAAGAUUAUGUCGGCCAGGAAGUAUAAUUGGCGAUCAACAAGAUUAUGUUCUUAAAUAUUAUGAAAAUAUUUCAGGAAAAACUGCAAAAACAGUAAAAACUCCGAAAAUUUCUUCUGAAGAUGAAGUUUCUCAUGCUCCGACCAAAGUAUUGAGAAAUGCUCUGAAAAAGGACAUUCCACACAAGACUAGCGCUGCUUCUAUUUACGACAGGAACUCAAUGACAAGCGGAUUACAGGUAACUGGUGUCCAUUUGACACCAAAGACACCUCAACCAAGAAAAUACAACAGAUCUAAUUCUGUUGUAAGGAAAUAA